This is a messenger RNA of Plasmodium berghei ANKA, 2004 nucleotides long. Its product is annotated as conserved Plasmodium protein, unknown function. The record is from RefSeq and is a predicted model, not a curated record. NCBI's taxonomy places the organism in Eukaryota, Apicomplexa, Aconoidasida, Haemosporida, Plasmodiidae. The coding region runs from base 1 to 2004 and encodes 667 amino acids. The transcript has a single exon.
AUGGCGAUAGACACAUAUAAAAAAUCCAAAAAGCUAUCCUUAGGAAUGCAUUAUAAUAAGGAUAAUUUUAAUAGAAGGCGGGGAAACUCAUAUGGAUAUAAUAGGUACCGAAGUUAUAAUUAUUACAAAUUACCAAACUAUCAAAAAUCCCAAAAUCGCGAAAUGAAAUCUGAGACAAACGAUAGAGAUACGAAUGAAUCAAAAAAGGUAAACAGCGUCAUUGAUACCAAUUUGCAAUGUAAUACAUCUAACAAUAGCAAUUCUAUGAGAAAAACCAAAAUUGGAAAGAGCGAAGGAAACAAAAAUGAAGAAACUGGCGAAGAAACAAAAGACGAAAAUAAAAAAAUAAAUGUCGUAAAAAUAUUAAAAAGACCCGCAGAUAAUGUGCAUAAUGAUAUUGAGCAUAAAUCAUUAAAAUUAGUAAUAAAAAAUAAUUUAAAUAAUAAAAUUGGUGAAUUAGAAGAAAACGAGAAAAAUAAUAAUGAUAAUGGUAGCAAUAAUGGUAAAAAUGACAAUAACGAAGGAAUUGACGAAAAGAAAAAGGAAAAAAAAUGUAAAAAAAAUUUAGCUAGCAAAAAUUUAUCGAAAAUAAAAGACAAAGAUAUUUUUAAUUUUACGUCAACUCAAGAAUUAUUUAAUUUACUUCUGCAAAAUGUUAAGGAGAAUGAUGAUGAUAAUAAAAACAAUGCGCAACAAAUUGCAUCACCGAAUAACGAAAACAAUUUUGCAAAACAAAAGAAUGUUGAAAUAAUGGAUAAAGAAAAGGAAUCAGCUACGAAAAAAAGUAAAAAAAAUAAAUCACACAAUAUAAAAAUAGCAAAUACAAAUAUUACAGAAACAAAAAAUAGCAAAUAUCAAGUGGAUGCUAAAAAUAAAAACGAUUUAAAUGGGCAAAUGCAAACAAAUAACAAUUGCAUCUUAGGAGGACAAGCUGAUGGAAAUAGUGCUAUGGAAAAAAGGGUUACCUUUCAAUUGGUAGAUGAUUUAUCCCUUGCGACAGAGAAAGAUAUAGAUGUUGGAAGCAUUGAUAAUAUCAAUAAAAUGAAUGGAAUGAUGGGAAAUGUUUAUUCGAAAAUAUCAUCUGCUAAAUAUCCAUCUUAUGUUAUGAAUUCACAUUUACUAAAUAAUAUACCAAAAGAAGAGUUAUGCAAAACAUUAAGCUUAAAACAUGAAUCGUUUAAACAGUUAAAAAAAGAAGAUGAUGAAUCUUUAUUUGUUAUACCAUUAUAUAUGCGAUCACCCAAACCAGAACAAAUACCAAUACCCUCUUUAUUUUCAGCCAAUAAUAGCAACUUGGCAGCUGAUGUAUACCAUGGAAAUGAAGGAUUUCCAUCUAAUUGUGUAAGCAGCUUAGAUAACAUAAAUGAAUAUUUGAUUGGAAGUAAUUCGAUAAAGUUUUCAAUGAACAACCAAGAAAAUUCCGAGGAAUAUUAUUCAACACCCACACUAAUUGGAUUUAAUAAUUCAAUUUUCUCAAAAACAUCUACCGAAAAAUGUAACAGCAAAGUAGUAAAUGUACCGAAAAAUGGCAGUAAUAAUAAUAAUAUAAAAUCCGAAGUGUCAAAUUCAAACAAAUUAAAAACAAAAAAAUAUGGAAAAAAUUUUAAAAAUUCUAUAACGAAUGAAAGUCCAAACACCUUGGUGGGAGUAGCAAAUGAUGAAACUGGUUUAAAUGUUUCUAAAAAAAAUAAAACAUAUCUUAACAAAAAAUAUAUCUCUUCAAAUUUAGACCCAAAUAAAUUAAGAUUAAAAUAUGAUACAUUAAACAUAGGUAAUGUUAAACCAAGAAAAUUACAUAACAAUGAAUAUUAUGCUUAUAUAAAAACCACGAAUUAUAUGAAUAGCAGCCAUGCAUAUAAUAAAACUAGCAAAAACUUUAAAUUUGACAAAUAUUUCAACAACAGGAAAUACAACUUUAAAGCUACUUAUGUUAACGAUUCAGCAGCUGCUCAAAGAAAUAAAAAUUUUAAUUCCUUUAAAAAUGUCAAAAUUGAAGCCUAUUAA